AUGGCAAAAUUAAAUACAAAGCGCAGAGUUUGUUCUCGGGAAUCUUCAGUAUCUUCUCUGUUAGCAAACUGCAACCUGAGUGGUAGUAAUUCCUCUAACUCUGAUGGCUUUUUUCAGUAUAAGGAUAGACUGUACAGUUCUGCAUCUCAGGCUCUACAGGCCUAUAUUGAUGAUUUUGAUCUAAGCCAAAUGUAUCUUGGUGCAAGCACUGGAAAGAUUAACAUCAAUAAAUGUUCUGCUAAUAUGCCAGAAUUCUCCAACUAUGUUUAUAAACCAAACAAUGCUUUUGAAAAUCUUGAUGACAAAAAAGAUUUGUCCUUAUCCUGUAGAGGACAGACUAUUAAUGACAUGGACUCCGUUAGCCUAACAACUGAUGAUCUAUUAAAACUUCCAGCAGAUGGGUCAUUUUCUUUCACUUAUGUUGGAGCAGGUCACGGAAUUAGCAAGAAAAGCAAGAAACGUACUGGAAGACUGAGUUCAUCCAACAGUGAAAAGAAUCAAAAUUUUCAAGAACCAGCCGCUCUCCUGGGCAAGGAUAACUUAGUUACCCCAGUUGUAUACACAAAUGUAAAAGGAAAGCAAUGUGGUAGGCUGAAAAACCCAAAACUUGUGAAAAAGGCUAAUAAAUGUGUUUCUGUACCAUCUUUAUCUUCUAACAAGAAAUCAUCUUUUAGGGACAGUUCAGAACACAAUCUUGAAAAGAAUUACCCACGAUGGCUCACUAGCCAGAAGUCUGACCUUAAUGUUUCAGGGAUAACGAGUAUACCGGAUUUCAAAUACCCAGUCUGGCUCUACAAUCAAGACUUGCUGCCCGAUACAAAUAGUCAAAGGAUUUAUCAAAUAUUUAAAGAAGAUCACUGUUCCCCUAGGCAUAGUUACCAGGCACAAAGAACUUCUCGGCGAAUGAAUAAAUUAGAUUGUUUUGAAUAUUCUUUUGAAUCUUCAAACAAUUCACAUUCCUUGAGUGAUGAUAAAGGAUUAGUUAAUGAAUAUAAAUGUGAUUCUGAACAUAGCCAAUGUCAGUGUGACAAUCCACUUCUCCCAGGAUCCGAAAAGCCAUUCAGUGGUGACAGAAUUGAAUUGCUUAUCCUGAAGGCCAAGAGAAAUCUAGAGCAUUGUACUGAAGAAUUACCAAAGUCUAUGAAAAAGGAUGACAGUCCUUGUUCAUUAGAUAAACUUGAAGCAGAAAGAUCAUGGGAAAAUAUUCCUGUUACUUUCAAAUCUCCUGUUCCUGUUAACUCUGAUGAUAGUCUUCAACAAACUUCAAGGGCAAAGUAUGCUGACAGGUUCCUUGAAGACUUUUUAAAUAAUGAUAAUCAGAGCUGUACCCUUUCUGGAGGGAAACAUCAUGGUCCUGUUGAAGCCCUGAAACAAAUGUUAUUUAAUCUUCAAGCAGUGCAAGAAAGUUUUAAUCAGAAUAAAACCACAGAGCCAAAAGGCGAAAUUAAACAAGUUUCAGAAGAUGAUUUCUCUAAAUUACAGUUGAAGGAAAGUAUGGCUCCUAUUAAUAGGUCACUUCAAAAGGCUUUGCACCAUUUAUCUCGCCUGAGAGACCUGGUUGAUGAUUCCAGUGGGAAACAGUCACCGAAAAUGUGAAGAGGAAAAUAAAAGUCUAACCAAUAAAUAGUCACCACAGAACAAAAGUGUAUUUUUUUUCCUAUUGCUUAAACUGACAAAGUAAUUAGAAGCCAUAUAUUA
Messenger RNA from Eubalaena glacialis (North Atlantic right whale), 1698 nucleotides. RefSeq names its product chromosome 15 C18orf54 homolog (gene C15H18orf54). Bases 1 to 1596 code for a protein of 531 amino acids. The record is from RefSeq and is a predicted model, not a curated record. NCBI's taxonomy places the organism in Eukaryota, Metazoa, Chordata, Mammalia, Artiodactyla, Balaenidae. The transcript has 7 exons.